UAAGCAGACGCGAAACGGAACGCACGCGUCAUUCUCCCGCGCGAACGCCGCGGCCGGACAUCGCGACGAGAAAAAUUACCAAAAAAAAAUCAAAGUUAUCAAUCCUACCUUAUUAAUAUUUUAAAAUUAUUUGCCCAGUUGAUUUUCUUGUUUAUUAAAGUGAACAUUUGGGUUUUUGAAAAGUGAUUUAUUACAAUAGUGCGUGUAACUGUGGCAGAUUGCAAUAAAAAACGGGGGAAAGCUGUUUGCUGUCAUCUGUCAAAAAGGUUGAGAUGGAAGCGAAGGUGAAGGAAGAGGUGCCUGACAAGGAUUAUACGCAGCCGACCUCUACAGAGAGGAGGAAAUCCACCACCACAUCGAAAGAGCAUCGAUCUCCGGAGCAGGAAGAAGCACGCUCGUCUCCCACUCCUGGCCCCGCCAGCCCACUGCACAACGGCACCGCUGCAGCACUAUCCUCAACGGAGUCUCUCUCCCCUCCUCUGGCAGAAGGCUCGCGGUCGGCGCCGGCGCUGCAGCGUCUACGCAAGUUCCUGUCAGCUCUGCAGCAGUUCGCCACAGAUAUGGGAGUUGAGACAGGAGACAGAGUGAGGCAGCUGAUUCACAACCUUGUGUCGGGCACCCUCAACAUCGAGGAGUUCCAAGCAGGCGUGCAGGAGAGCACCAACUACCCACUGCGCGCGUCCGUGCCCGGCUUCCUCCGAGCAUUGCUGCCGUUGGCACAGAGGGACCUGCAUGCCAGGGCUAGGAGAGCUAAGCAGACUCCGCUGCAAUACAUCAGAUCACACGAGCACCUGAUCUUGGAGUCAGGAGGCGACAGCAGCGACAUCUUCGCGCCACAUCCACCCGGGGCAGCCGCCGAGACCGGGGUCAAGAGGCGAGCUAGUGACCCGUUCUACGAGCCAGGCACUACAAACGGUACCCACGAAGAGUAUCCACCUCAAGCCAAGCGCUCGCUGUUACUGAACCCAUCACCAUUCCUCUACCCGUUGCCUAGCAACGCCAGUCUGUUUGACUACGGACAUUAUCAUUACCACGGACAAGAGGGGUACGAGAGGAGAGAUGGCGGCAUAUCAGUCCGUGACGUGUCCUCAAUGAACGCCGGGUUCGCGGAGCCCCGCGUGCUGGGUGCUGCGCCCCCCGGCCCGCUGAAGACUGAUGACGAGUGGAAGAACAUCAACACCAUGCUGAACUGCAUCCUCAGCAUGGUGGAGAAGACUAAGAGGGCGCUGGCUAUUCUGCAGCAGAGAGGUGUGGAACCAACAGAGAGUAAUGACAUAAAGCGCGCUGCGAGCGAGAUCAUGGCGACUGCCGUGCGCCAGACCGAGGAGAGAGUCGCCGAGGUGCGGAGACGAGCUGAGGAUGCUGUCAAUCAGGUGAAACGUCAAGCGCUCCUGGAGCUGCAGCGCGCAGUGGGCGCGGCCGAGUCGAAGGCGCUGGAGCUGGUGGCGGCCGAGCGCAGCAAGCCGCGACACUCGCCGCCACCCGGCCGCGACCUCUCGCCCACCGCCAGCGCGCAGCAGAAUUGCUGCUGGAACUGCGGUCGCAAGGCGCAGGAGACGUGCUCGGGCUGCAACGCGGCGCGGUACUGCGGCGCAUUCUGUCAGCAUAAGGACUGGGAGAACCAUCAUCAGGUAUGCAGCGGCCGCGACCAAAAACCAACAGGGCUGCGAACAUCCCCACCAGCCACGCAGCCCUCUUUACCGAAGCCACUCACACGAGCCACGACCCCCAUAGCCACGAGCACAGCCCCAGCCCCCGACGCGCGACUCUCACUAACCACCCUGAACUCUGCGGAGCGGUUGCUGAACAACCAAGAGAGGACGGAUCGUAUAACCCUAGCGUCGUUGUCGACAGCGCAAGGGUUGAUCGGCAUAGGAAAGAAAUGACGACUGAACAAGGAACCCUUUGUCAGCAGUGUAAGGUUCCCUAGGAAGGUCCGACGGUAAAUUCGUGCCGCCAUUUUUAGAAAUGUUCUUUAUUUGAAAAUAAUAUUUUGUUGAUUUUUUUUUCGGACUUGGCUGUGCUCUGCCGUGUGAAGUUUUUUUUUAUUGUAAAUAAAAUUUUGUAUUACCUCUUUUGUUAUUUUGUAUAGCAGAUAUUUUUUUCUAUAAUUUGAAAGUUCCUCAUUUUUGUUUUGUAUAAAUUAUAAUUUUAUGAUUUAGUUUAAACAAAUAAUAAAUAAUGAAUGUGUAAAUAAACGAAAGGUAUACCAAAGAAUAGUUUGUAAGAUGUAGUUAUUUAUUAAUCUUAAAUUGUAAGUAGGUUUGUAAUUGUUAUUUUUCCUCUACCUUUCCCACUAAUUACAAUUAAUUAAUUAUUUAUACAAUUUAACUUAACAAUUCUUUGAAUCUGGCUGGUCGAACAGGAAAAUUAUUUAAAAUAUAAUAUAUACAUUUUCUUUACUUUAGUUUCUAAAAUUAAUUAAUUGAAAAAGAUUAUUUGUACCAAAUGAACCUAUUAUAAAUUACAGAAAUUAUUAUUAAUAACAUUACUAUAAAUAUUUUUUUUUAUAUAAUUUAUUCCUGUCUGUGUUUUUACGUGUACAUAAACUGUUAAAUAAAUAAAUAAAUUAAUUAAAUUAGAAAUGCAAUACAGAAAAAAACACUGUAUUAAAAUGCAAUUUAAUUUUGAAAAGAGUUGUGAUGCAUUAUCAAUGUUUAGGUAUUAUUACAUAAUUACGUAUUUGAAUUUUGUAUAAAUUAUCUGUGGUUAUUUUCUUUGAGCAUAUACAUAAUAAAUUAUUUUUUCAGUGAGAUAUACUUUACAUACUUAUUAAUUUCAAAGUUAAAAGUACUAUCGACAUCAUAAAUACAUGAUCACUUGUAAAUUAUUAAAAUAAAUAUUUAAAUCUCAAUAAAAAAUAAUGUAAGUUACGUAUACGAUUGUAUGAUCAUGUAUUUAUUAUGCGAUAAAAACGAUGGAUUAUGUAUAAAUUAUCAAAAUUUUGUACAAUACAAUAUAAUUAUUAGAAAAUAAAUGUUUAAUACUUGAAUCAAACUGUCAGCACUUAUCAAUAUUUAAAUAGCACACAAUAUUGUCUUCUAAUGUUCCUUCCUUGUCACACAAUAAUCAUGUCUUUGAUUUUGACAGAUAAUUCAUUGCUCUAUUCCUUUGGCUAAUAUAUCUAUGUAACUAUUACAACUAAGCAAUGGAUGCUGUCAAAAUUAAAGACAAACCGUCUUACCACAAAAACUUAAACAUGUGUCAAACACUUGUCUAAAAACAGUGUGGCUGCAAAACAGACCUUCUUUCAACGUCAUAAUUUGUCAUUUUUUUAGACAAGUGUUCAACAGACGUUUACAAGUGUUUGUGGUACGACGAAAUAUGUCUGAGAAAGUCACCGUGUAGAUUUGUUCCAUUAAACAAUUUAUCUAGACUCCAUACUUAGCCAAUACAUAUCUACUACAAACACGUUUAUGUACCUAUUAAUAAUUAAAUAACAAUUAUUUCCUUGUGUAAUAAAGUGCAAUAUUAAUAAUAAUUCGUGUAUAAAAUUUCGAAUUUAAUAAUUAUUAAGGUUUAGUAAAGUACUGUUUUAAGUUCAAAAUGAAUCAUUGCGUAUUUGCGUCUUUAUUGAUGAAAUAAAAAAGUGUUAGAAAUU
Helicoverpa zea (corn earworm) is the source of this 3601-nucleotide messenger RNA. It is a transcript of the gene nvy, whose product is annotated as protein CBFA2T3. Gene Ontology annotation, cellular component: nucleus. The record is from RefSeq and is a predicted model, not a curated record. The transcript has 12 exons. NCBI's taxonomy places the organism in Eukaryota, Metazoa, Arthropoda, Insecta, Lepidoptera, Noctuidae. Gene Ontology annotation, molecular function: transcription corepressor activity. Bases 273 to 1886 code for a protein of 537 amino acids. Gene Ontology annotation, biological process: DNA-templated transcription; negative regulation of DNA-templated transcription.